AUGUUUAUAAACUCCUAUACAAAUGCUGAAUGUGGUGAUUUUAGGGUAUGCCGCAGAAGGUCACAUAGGAAAUUUACAAAGAGCUGCAAAGCUGGAUCGAUAUUCGAAAACAGCAGGACCACCUUACAAAGCUGGAUGACUUUUAUUUACCGAUAUUGUCAAGGACUGAGAUUACGACAGGUGGAUAUGAUCCAGGAUGGCAUAGCCGGAAGCUCAGCAACACUGAGCAAAAUGACAAAGAAGCUAAGAAUGGUCUGUAAAAAAGCUUUGAGAAAGUACAAGAGAAAGACAGGACAGUUUGUGGGGGGCAGGACAGAGUUUGUCAUUAUAGAUGAAAGCAACUUCCGUCACAAAAGAAAGUAUGGACGAGGAAGAGCUGGCGAAACAUGGAGAAGAAAAAAGUGGGUCUUUGGUAUCUUGGCCAUUAAGGGUGAUAGAAGACGACCAAUUUUGCGGCUUGUUGAAAAGUGCUCAAGAAAUCAUCUGAUUCCAGUGAUAAGACAUGUUCGCCAGGGAUCAAACAUUUUGAGAUACACUCACUACACUGUGAAUCAUAGCAGGUGGUUUGUUGACCCAGUUCAUGGAGGCCACACCCAGAAUAUAGAACGAGCAUGGUCAACAUAUAAAAACCAGGUCUGGAGGUUGAGAGGCAAUAGGACAGAAAAGCUGUUGAAGGAACACUUGACAUGCAUUGAGUGGACAUACUGGCUUGGACACAACCACCGUGAUGGUCCUCUAGGAUGUUUGUUAAAAGAUAUUAGAAGACAAUACAGAGUUUAA
Molecule: messenger RNA, 780 nt
Organism: Sinocyclocheilus rhinocerous
Lineage: Eukaryota; Metazoa; Chordata; Actinopteri; Cypriniformes; Cyprinidae
Exons: 4
Coding region: 1-780 (259 amino acids)
Source: RefSeq, a predicted model, not a curated record